AUGUCGAUCGACGCGAGUUCGAGCGACGUCGACGACAGACCGGAGCGACCGGAUACGAUCGCGCCGGUGUCGGACGCGCUGUAUCCGCGCGCGCUGGACGGCGUCCCGACCUUCUUUGGACGCCUGAACCCGCUCACGGCGGUGCUGUUGUUUUAUACCGGGGCGAUGUUGAGAGAGUCGAGGGAGGUACCGAUCAUCGGACUGCAGUGGAUGCUGUUGGUUGUCGUGCCGACGUUCGGGGCGCUGUACGCGGCGCGGAGGUGGUGGUACGAGCAUAAAGUCGUCCCGAACGCGUCGAAGGAGUCCAAGUAUCGACCCAUGGGGUUCAAUCGCGCGUGUAGGAGCGCGUGGAUAGAUUUUCACAUCGGAUACAUGUUACUCGUCCCCGCGGGGGCGUACGGGGGUGAGGGGAGUAGUUGGUGGGUGAUGACGGCGCCCGCGUUGAUGGCGCUUCGAUGGCUUGGGCGGACGGUUUCUGCGAUCGUCUUUGGCGUUCUCGGUACGGCGAUGCUGUUAAUUUCGGCGUCGACGACGAUUGUUAAGGCGCUAACGGCGCUGAAAGGCGGCGGGAGCGUCGGAAUCGUACUCGCGCCGUUUGCCGUCGUCACGUCGUACGUGCUCUACCUCGCUCCCGCGUGCUUGCUCCCGCAAGCGAUCUCGCGGGCGUGGACGAACACGCUGGACGUGGAGACGGAGUCGGCGGAGUCCACGGCAAAAUCGACUGAAAAGGAUAAGACGCCUGAAGAAAUAGCCAAGGAGAAGAAGAAGAAGCGCGUGAAUCUCAUCGUGACUUUCAUCGCCUUUGGCACCAUGAUUGCCACCGGUAGCGACAUCCCCCUGCUGAUCUUGUUCGCGAUUCAGCUCUUAAAGAUUGAUCCGGAGGAGCUCAUGAACGCCGUGAUCAACAAGGGUUCGCCCGAGCGCGCGGAAAUGGAGCAAGCGUUCGCGGACAAGUUUGCCGCGAUCCUCCCCAGAGCGACGAAAAAGGAAUCGAGCGCAACCGAACGAGACGACGGAGACGAUGACGACGACGACGACACAAAGACACCCCCCGAUCAGACCACCGCCGAGACGAGCGAAGAGAACGCGUCCUCAGUGAAGACGCCGAGCGCGUGA
Molecule: messenger RNA, 1116 nt
Organism: Ostreococcus tauri
Lineage: Eukaryota; Viridiplantae; Chlorophyta; Mamiellophyceae; Mamiellales; Bathycoccaceae
Product: unnamed product
Exons: 2
Coding region: 1-1116 (371 amino acids)
Source: RefSeq, a predicted model, not a curated record